AUGGGAUCAGACUUAUCCGCUACUAUUAAAGAGAAAUAUAACGACGCCCUCAAGAAUGGUGACGUUGUGUUUACGCAAUCAUCAUCUACCAAGCAUAAGGAUGCAGAGACGGGUACUCAAUAUCUGGUCACAUAUGCGCCAAGUCUACUAAAAAAGCCUGAGAGAGGUGACGAUGAAACUAUCAACCGCAAUCCUUUCGCUGAGCCUGAGCCAGAAUUGACUGUUGAUGGUGAUUUGAACGAUGAAGGUGAAUAUAAGCUCCUGUUGAACAAAUAUCCUGUAGUCCCCGAGCACGCUUUGUUAGUCACCAAAGAAUUCAAGCCCCAAACCAGCGCAUUGACUCCCAAGGAUCUUUUCACUGCUUAUUCCUUGAUCGACAAGCUUGACGACGAAGAUGAAAUGAUAAGACAUAUGGCAUUUUACAAUUGUGGUGUCAAUAGCGGCUCUUCGCAGGAUCACAAACAUUUGCAGCUUCUCAAACUUCCUGAAAAGUUCUUGUGCUUUCAAGACAAGCUCUGCAGUGGUCAAGAGUCUUUCAUACCUAAUGUACACACUGAGCCUCUGCAAGAUGGAAAGCUAUCAUUUGCUCACUUCGUAGCUCCCUUGCCAGAGGACUCAGCUUCCGUUGACGAGGACUUGUUGGCUAUGACCUUUAUAGCGGUUCUACAAAGAGCGCUAACAUUUUUCCAAGAUUGGACCAAUGAAAAGCCCAAAAUGGAUGUCAGUUACAACGUUAUGCUCACCAAGCAAUGGAUUUGUGUUGUGCCUCGUUCUGCAUCAAAGAGUAAACAAAUGAACAUUGGCUUCAAUGCUACUGGCUACGUUGGAAUGGUCCUCGUGAAGGAUGAAGAGGUCUUGAAAAAAAUUCAAGAAAAUCCACAUAUUGUUGACGAACUCCUGCUAGAGUGUGGUUUCCCCAGUACUGCGGGUGAAGCCACUACCCAGUAUCACUAUUAA
Messenger RNA from Lachancea fermentati, 957 nucleotides. The record is from the annotation of a GenBank genome assembly. NCBI's taxonomy places the organism in Eukaryota, Fungi, Ascomycota, Saccharomycetes, Saccharomycetales, Saccharomycetaceae.